UUUUCGAAGUCCUAAAUUUCUUGAAAGAAUAUAACGGAACUGGCAUAUAAACAAAUUAAUUUCCAAUAUUGUAGGUAGAUUCCAUGUUAUCUCAUGAUACAAUACAAACAAAAAUUGUCCACGUGAACAAUGUCAUGAUUGCAUGGAUGUAUCAAGUCCAAAGAACUGAUUUUCACAGUUAUUUGCGCACCCUGUUUACCUACCUGGACUUCAUUAUUACUACUGGCAUGCAAGAUGUUUGUGCGAAACCAGAAGACUUCCAUGUACCAAUGGAAAGUCUACUUUGUUCUACUAGUUUUUGGGUCAGUGUUAAAUGCUCCAUAUGGUAGCUACUUGCACGUCAAUGCAACAGAUUGUGAGUUUCCUGCAAUGUUCAAUUUUGGAGAUUCAAACUCAGACACUGGUGGGCUCUCUUCAGCUUUUGGUGCCGCUCCUCCACCCAAUGGAGAGACAUUCUUUCACAAGCCUGCAGGCAGAUACUGUGAUGGAAGACUAGUCAUAGAUUUCAUUGCUGAAAGCUUGGGGCUGCCAUACUUGAGUGCAUAUCUUCAGUCUGUGGGUUCAAACUUCAGCCAUGGUGCAAAUUUUGCCACUGCUGGAUCCACCAUUAGGCCACAGAAUACCACAUUGCGUCAAUCUGGGUUCAGUCCAUUCUCACUUGAUGUGCAAUCAUGGCAGUUCAACCAAUUCAAGGACAAAUCCAUUGAUGCCUAUAAUCAAAGUGCUUCCUACAAAGAUGCACUUCCCAAACCAGAGUAUUUCAACAAGGCUCUAUAUACUUUUGACAUUGGCCAGAAUGAUCUCACUGCUGGGUUUUUCCUCAACAUGACCGUAGACCAAGUGAGAGCCUUCAUUCCUGAUGUUAUCAGCCAGUUUUCUACCAUCAUCAAGAAUUUACACUUUGGAGGAGGGAUGUUUUUCUUAAUACAUAACACUGGUCCAUUUGGAUGCCUGCCUUAUGUUCUGGAUCGGCUUCCUCACUCCCCAUCUGAGACUGAUAAAUAUGGGUGUGCUAUUCCAUACAACGAAGUUGCUCAGGAUUUCAACAGACUACUUAAGGAAGAAGUUAUACAGCUGAGAAAGGAUCUCCCAAAAGCAGCAAUAACAUAUGUGAACAUGUAUUCAAUCAAAUAUGGCCUAGUAACAAAUGCCACCAAAGAAGGCUUUAAGUAUACUGUAAGGGCCUGCUGUGGGCAUGGAGGCCAAUACAAUUACAACAGGAAUAGUGGUUGUGGGUCAAAGCUAGGAAAGUCCUGCGAAGAUCCAUCUAUUUAUUUGAAUUGGGAUGGGGUCCACAAUACAGAGGCUUCUAAUCACCACAUUUCUCGCCAUGUUAUUUCUGGAGAAUUCUCUGACCCUCUUCUUCCUGUUUCUCAAAUCUGUCAAAAACCUUUCAGCAGUUGAAAAUUAAUUAUGUUUUUCUGUUUGUUCUGCCAACUAGGGAAUUGUCUCUACCAUUGAAAGUAGUUUAAUAUUUCCUCUACUAGUACUGAGUGUCAGAUUUCAUAGAUAAGAUUUCCCAAGUGAAUCGGUCCAGGUGAAUGACUGUAUCUGGACCCAUUGUUUAGUCAUGGACUAAAAGAAUAAGUUGAAUGUGAAGCACCCAACUCACUUUUCAGAGUUAAAUCACAAAUAAAGAGAACUUUAUCUCCUGUUGCCUUAUUGAA
Cryptomeria japonica (Japanese cedar) is the source of this 1667-nucleotide messenger RNA. RefSeq names its product GDSL esterase/lipase At3g26430. Gene Ontology annotation, molecular function: hydrolase activity, acting on ester bonds. NCBI's taxonomy places the organism in Eukaryota, Viridiplantae, Streptophyta, Pinopsida, Cupressales, Cupressaceae. The coding region runs from base 235 to 1404 and encodes 389 amino acids. The record is from RefSeq and is a predicted model, not a curated record. The transcript is spliced from 5 exons.